This is a messenger RNA of Danio rerio (zebrafish), 907 nucleotides long. RefSeq names its product distal membrane arm assembly component 2 like (gene dmac2l). Lineage: Eukaryota; Metazoa; Chordata; Actinopteri; Cypriniformes; Danionidae. The record is from RefSeq and is marked provisional.
AGGAUGUAAAUAACGAACCCGUCAGAACUGCAACAAGCCGAACAGCAGGCCAUAAAUAUGAGAUUGUUCACCUGGUCAGCGCGGAGGAUUUUAUCCGCUCAUAAGCAGCCGUCAGGGGGCAGACGAGAGUUCUGGGGCUGGCUGAAUGCUGUUUUCAACAAAGUUGAUUAUGAGCGUAUUAAAGCAGUAGGUCCUGAUCGAGCUGCUGCCGAGUGGCUCCUGAGGUGCGGUGCUAAAGUUCGCUUCCGUGGUUUCGACCGCUGGCAGCACGACUACAACGGACUCCCAACGGGGCCACUGGGCAGAUACCGGAUUGAAGCUAUUGAUGCCACAGAGUCCUGUAUCAUGUACCGAGGGUUUGAUCAUCUGGAGGGUCUGGAGCAUGUUGAGGAGAUCAGGUUGAAUAAGUGUAUUUAUAUAGAAGACGCCUGCCUGGAGCGUUUGGGUCAGAUAAAGACGCUGCAGGACACUGUAAAGCAGAUGACAGUAGUUUCCUGUGGCAACGUGACAGAUAAAGGACUCAUCGCCCUUCAUCACCUCGGGAAGCUGGAGAGGCUGUUUCUCAGUGAUCUCCCUGGUGUAAAAGAUAAAGAUCAGACUGUGGACAGACUCCAGGCUGCACUUCCCAGACUCACCAUAGAGCUAGAUCUCGCUUAACCAAUCACAGCACAUUUGGAAAACCACAACUCUCACAGCCAUACGAGCAGAGGCAAACCCUCUGGCUGAUGUCCAUCACUACUUCGGCAACAGUAUCCAGGCAACUGAGCAUCACAGGGCAGGAUGCAGAAAAUCAAAGAACCGGCAUCCCAUCUGAUUAGCUUUUGAUUACAUUUUGUCAGACUACCCGAGGCAGUUGAACGAUGUUAUUUUGCCAUUAUCAAUAAAUUUCCAGCUGUUUCCUCACACA